AUGAUUUCACUUCUCAAAAAUGAGCCGGCGAGCUUUAUAGUUUUUUAUGGCACCUUCAUCGACACGCCGGUCUUGGGCGAACUCAGAAUCAGACACAAAACGUCUGUAGGCGUUUGCAUGUCAGAGAGCGAGGAAAAAGGCAGUAUACGAUUCAUUAUCGAGGAUUCUGAAGACCCCCUGGCCGACGCACUUGCGUACGAUUCGCAAUUGUCGGAAUCGGAUGUUACGGUCAUCGAUGGGCUCAGCAUGGGCGAGGCUGGCGACGGUUCAAGCACGUUUUUCUUCCCGGGGUUCAUUGACACGCAUAUCCACGCGUCACAAUAUCCAAAUGCAGGUAUUUUUGGUAACUCUACUUUACUUGAUUGGCUGGAGACUUAUACGUUCCCAUUAGAGUCCUCGUUGAAGGAUCUUGAGAUUGCGAACGUGGUUUACUCCAAGGUAGUCGAUAGAACUUUAGCCAAUGGCACUACAACAGCGUCGUAUUACACAACGAUCGAUCCUGAGUCGACCAAAUUGAUGGGCGAGAUCUGCUCAGCGAGGAACCAGCGUGCGCUGAUCGGCAAAGUUUGCAUGGACACAAACAGCCCUGAUUUUUACAUUGAGUCUACUGAGGAGUGUUUGAAAAGCUGUGAGAAUGUGAUUAAUUAUCUGCAAAAAGAUCUGCGCGACCCCAAAGUUCAGCCAGUGCUUACUCCCAGAUUUGCGCCAACUUGCUCAGAAGACUUGAUGAAAAAGUUGGGUGCCUUGUCACAAAAAUACGGGGGGCUGCACAUACAGACACAUCUUUCAGAAAAUGAUAACGAAAUUCGUUGGGUUGAGGAACUAUUUCCAGAAUGCGACACCUAUGCCGACGUCUAUAAUAAAUUCAACCUUUUAACAGAGAAGACGGUUCUGGCUCAUUGUGUUCAUAUUUCGCCAAAGGAGGCCAAAUUAAUCAAAACACGUAAUUGUGGCAUUUCGCAUUGUCCAGUUUCGAAUUCAUCUAUCACCUCUGGUGAAUGCAGAGUUCGGUGGCUUCUGGAUCAAGGAAUCAACGUCGGUCUCGGAACUGACAUUUCAGGAGGUUUCUCUUGUAGCAUAUUGGCAAUAGCGAGACAAGCACAUUUGGUAUCAAGGCAUCUGGCAAUGCGUGAAACUGGUACGGAGGAGCGCGAGCAUGUCAAAUUAUCAAUGGAAGAUGUACUGUAUCUGGCUACCAUGGGUGGCGCAAAAGCUCUUGACAUGGGUGAUAAUUUAGGAACAUUUGAUAUUGGUAAACAAUUUGAUACUCAACUGAUAGACAUUGAAAGUCAGGGUUCUAAUGUAGACAUUUUCCAAUGGCAGAAGAUUUCAGAAGUAAUGAAUGAAAAAAAUAAAUUUCAACCACCAAAAAUUUCUCAUAAUGAUUUGCUAGCCAAGUGGUUCUUUAACGGUGAUGACAGAAAUAUUUUAAAAGUUUGGGUUGGAGGUAAACUUUCUCACUCUGAUUGGUAA
Zygotorulaspora mrakii is the source of this 1473-nucleotide messenger RNA. It is a transcript of the gene GUD1, whose product is annotated as guanine deaminase. Gene Ontology annotation, cellular component: cytosol. The coding region runs from base 1 to 1473 and encodes 490 amino acids. The record is from RefSeq and is a predicted model, not a curated record. Gene Ontology annotation, biological process: guanine catabolic process. The transcript has a single exon. Gene Ontology annotation, molecular function: guanine deaminase activity; zinc ion binding. Lineage: Eukaryota; Fungi; Ascomycota; Saccharomycetes; Saccharomycetales; Saccharomycetaceae.